GCCGUCGCCCACACCCCUGGUCCUGGCCGACGUCGCCGCGGACGCUGACCCGGCGGCCGAACUCCUGCCGGGUCUCUCUGUUGUCCGCCGUCCCGGCCUAACGGAAUUCGGCAGGAAGGUGGUGCGCGAGAUGAACCGUCUGGGCAUGAUGGUGGACCUGUCGCACGCGAGCGUCGCCACCAUGAAGGACGCGCUGGAAGCGAGCCAGGCGCCCGUCAUCUUCUCACACUCCGCCGUCUACGCGCUCUGCAACAGCUCCAGCAACGUGCCCGACGACGUACUGAGGUCCUUGGCGAUGAACGGCGGAGUGGUCAUGCUGAGCCUGUACCCGUAUUUCAUCACCUGCAGCGCGGCCGCCAACAUCACUGACGUCAUAGCGCACAUCAACCACGUGCGUGACGUCGCUGGGGUGGACCACGUGGGCCUUGGUGCUGGUUUUGACGGCAUCAGCCACACGACGACGGGACUGGAGGACGUGUCGAGGUACCCGCAGCUGCUGGCCGCACUGCUGGAAGACCCGUCCUGGAGUGAGGAUGACGUCAAGAGGCUGGCAGGGCUCAACCUACUCAGGGUCUUCCGCCAGGUCGAGCAGGUACGAGAUAAAUGGCGGUUGGCAGCCGUGACGCCGGGAGAGGAUUUCAUCGCCAGUGCCAACCUGGAGGGCGCGGCCGGCAACUGCACUUACGUGGGCUCCUGA
Messenger RNA from Schistocerca americana (American grasshopper), 697 nucleotides. RefSeq names its product dipeptidase 1-like. Lineage: Eukaryota; Metazoa; Arthropoda; Insecta; Orthoptera; Acrididae. The transcript has 6 exons. The record is from RefSeq and is a predicted model, not a curated record. Gene Ontology annotation, biological process: proteolysis. Gene Ontology annotation, molecular function: metallodipeptidase activity. Bases 131 to 697 code for a protein of 188 amino acids.